AUGCCACCGCAAAUCAAGCAUGAUCUCAACCGCUCCGGAUGGGAGUCGACCGACUUUCCCUCGGUCUGUGAGAAUUGUCUUCCGGAGAACCCCUAUGUGCAGAUGCUGAAGGAGGAUCAUGGCGCAGAAUGCAAGAUUUGCACUCGACCUUUCACAAUCUUCCGAUGGAAGGCCGACCGGACCUCGCGUCAGAAGCGAACCAACAUCUGUUUGACCUGCGCACGUCUGAAGAACUGCUGCCAAUGUUGCAUGCUGGAUUUGUCAUUUGGCCUGCCGCUACAAGUCCGUGAUGCGGCACUCAAGAUGGUCGCACCCGGCCCAGAAAGCUCUAUCAACCGCGAAUACUAUGCGCAGAACCACGAGAAGGAUAUCGAGGAUGGUAUCGGUGCGGUGGAGGAAUACGAGAAGACAGACGACAAAGCUCGGGAGCUGUUGCGCCGACUCGCCAACAGCAAACCUUACUAUCGCAGACCACGUCGGAUCGAAGGUCCAUCCAACCCUGAAGGCGAAGAGACCGAGGAGGCAGGCCCCUCGGACUCUGCACGAACACAAUCUCGCUAUGGCAACGGGCCUGGUCCCGUCCGCACCAGCGAGAGCCGUCUAGGCAACCGGCUUCCCGGUCGUGGAGGUGCCCGCGGAGGUCGCGGUGGUGGCCGUGGAGGUCGUCCAUUCCCCAGUACUGCACAGUUGCCUCCCUCGGCGGAAGACAUCAAACCCCCAGCCGAUCCCAACGUGACUUCUUUGUUCAUCACCGGUGUGGAAGACGAUCUCCCUGAACAUUCACUCCGUUCCUUCUUCGCUGAAUUCGGUCAGCUGCGCUCACUUGUGUGCUCUCACCGCUCGCAUUGCGCUUUCGUGAAUUAUGUCAAACGUGCCGACGCCGAGUCUGCCGCUGAGAGAUGCCAAGGCAAAGCUGUUGUCAAUGGCUGCCCCCUUCGAGUUCGGUGGGGCAAGCCCAAGCCCCUGGAUAAUAUGGACCGAGAGCAACGUAUGAGGAAUGCUCGUGAUGGUCGGGCUGCUGUGGGACCAGUAGCAAAGGGCGGUCCUGAGAAGAAAGCCAUCGCAGCAGCUGGCGGAGCUGCCAAUCAAGAGGAACAAAGCCAACCCUACACAGUGGCACCCCCUCCUGGUUCGGGCUCCGUGCAGUAUGCUAGUAUGUCUGGCGACUAA
This is a messenger RNA of Penicillium diatomitis, 1170 nucleotides long. RefSeq names its product Pre-mRNA-splicing factor ECM2 (gene slt11). The record is from RefSeq and is a predicted model, not a curated record. NCBI's taxonomy places the organism in Eukaryota, Fungi, Ascomycota, Eurotiomycetes, Eurotiales, Aspergillaceae. Gene Ontology annotation, cellular component: U2-type catalytic step 2 spliceosome; U2-type catalytic step 1 spliceosome; Prp19 complex. The transcript has 2 exons. The coding region runs from base 1 to 1170 and encodes 389 amino acids. Gene Ontology annotation, molecular function: U6 snRNA binding; pre-mRNA binding.